Molecule: messenger RNA, 1493 nt
Organism: Mobula hypostoma (lesser devil ray)
Lineage: Eukaryota; Metazoa; Chordata; Chondrichthyes; Myliobatiformes; Myliobatidae
Product: tetraspanin-3-like
Exons: 7
Coding region: 143-904 (253 amino acids)
Cellular component (GO): plasma membrane
Source: RefSeq, a predicted model, not a curated record
GUCCCGACUCCGGGUGCCGUCGUGUGCACUUGUCAGUGGUCGUUGGGAGUUGAGGGGGCUGUAGGCCAGAGUGCCGAGCAACAACCGAACCUUCACAGGGCGGUUGUCGAGGACAAGAUCGCGAUAAACUCGCAUUGCAAUUAUGGGUCAGUGCGGGAUAACAUCAUCCAAAACCGUGCUGGUGUUUUUAAAUCUGAUAUUCUGGGCGGCAGCAGGGAUCCUUUGUUACGUUGGUGCCUAUGUCUUCAUUACAUAUGAUGACUACGAUCACUUCUUCGAAGACGUCUACACGCUGAUACCUGCUGUUGUCAUCAUAGGGGUCGGGGCGCUCUUGUUUAUAAUUGGUUUAAUUGGCUGCUGUGCCACUAUCCGUGAAAGCCACUGUGGCCUGGCAACAUUUGUGCUGAUUCUACUGAUAGUUUUCAUCACAGAAGGAGUUGUCGUAGUACUUGGCUACAUCUACAGAGCAAAGGUGGAGGAUGAGGUUGAUGACAGUAUUCAGAAAGUGUAUAAUGAAUACAAUGGAACAUACCCGGAUGCUGCCAGCCGUGCGAUUGAUUAUGUACAGAGACAGCUGCGCUGUUGUGGUAUCCAUAAUUACUCUGAUUGGGAAGAUACACAGUGGUUCAAACAAACCAAGAAUAAUAGUGUGCCAAUUAGCUGCUGCAAAUCAGGCAUCAGCAACUGCACAGGCAGCAUGAACCGUCCUUCAGACCUGUAUUCUGAGGGAUGUAAAGUUCUGGUGGUGAAGAAGCUGCAAGAAAUCAUGAUGUAUGUUAUUACAGCUGCUCUCGGAUUUGCAGCGAUACAGUUGCUGGGCAUGCUGUGUGCCUUUGUUGUGCUAUGCAGGAGGAGUGGAGACCCUGCCUACGAACCGCUUAUUCCUGGAGGAACCUACGCAUAAUCUGCUUCCUGGGUAUUCUUUUUCUUUUCCCAGCCUUCUGCCCUAUUCCCCACCCGCUUCCAUCACCAAUCCCCAAUAACCCCUCCUACUUGGAAUGGGUCAGCCAUUCUUGCCACUGGAAGUUCAGAGACCAUGUCUGUGGCACUGAAGUGGUUCUCCCUUUUUGUGUAUAUAAAGUAAAUUUAAAGCACAUCUUACAGUCUGAACUGCUGGGGUUAAUCACCCACAAGUGUACACACAAUAGGUAUAUCUGAGGCUCUGUAUCUAGACGAGAUUAAACAGUACAAAAAUGACUAAUACGGUAGAAAUCCAGGAAACUGAAAUCAGAAGUAACUAACAAUUGUCUCAAAAACCUGAUCUUCCAAGAUUUAAGCAUCAACUCUAAUCUAUAAACUGAAUUUUGUUUUAGUUUUACUGUGUACGAUCAAGGUAUUUUACAUUGUAUAGUUUUCUUUCCCAGUUUGCUGUCUUUGUAGUGAGUUCUGAUGGGAAGUUUUAAGUUGUCUCUUAAAUAAUGCAACCUUGUAGCAAGGAAUACAGUCUGUGAACCGAACUGAAUUAAAUGAAAAUAAAGAUUGUUGAAACUGAA